Messenger RNA from Nematostella vectensis (starlet sea anemone), 1554 nucleotides. RefSeq names its product RNA-binding protein pno1. Bases 78 to 794 code for a protein of 238 amino acids. Gene Ontology annotation, cellular component: nucleolus. The transcript has 7 exons. Gene Ontology annotation, molecular function: RNA binding. The record is from RefSeq and is a predicted model, not a curated record. NCBI's taxonomy places the organism in Eukaryota, Metazoa, Cnidaria, Anthozoa, Actiniaria, Edwardsiidae.
AGCCCGUGGUUUGGCCGCUGUGUUUCCGUGUGUCCGCGUGAAGACUAGGCACUAGUUACACAUUGCGCCAUAUCAACAUGGCGGACACGAGCGAAUGCCAGAGCGACAAAACAGUAAAAGAAGAACCAUUUCAAUCCGUUAAAACCCGGAAAAGACGAAAAAAUGAUAAAGAGGAAGAAAUGGACACAGUUGAAAGUAGAGCUAGACCGAGUUUUCCGCCGGUGAAGGCGCAGAAGUUAGCGGGUGGGAAAUCAGAAACUAGAAAAAUCCCAGUGCCAUCUCAUCGUUACACACCCCUUAAAGAGAACUGGAUGAAAAUAUUCACACCUGUGGUUGAGCACUUAAAGCUGCAGAUUCGGUUCAACCUCGGCAGUAGACAUGUUGAAAUCAGGGCAUCAAAGGAAACGUCAGAUAUUGGGGCUGUUCAGAAGGCGGCUGAUUUUGUUCAGGCAUUCAUUCUUGGCUUUGAAGUUGAGGAUGCCCUCGCCCUUAUUCGACUGGACGAUCUGUUCUUGGAAUCAUUUGAAAUUGCUGAUGUAAAACCUUUAAAAGGGGAUCAUUUAUCCAGAGCAAUUGGCCGAGUUGCAGGCAAAGGAGGGAAAACAAAGUUCACAAUAGAAAAUGUUACAAAAACGAGAAUUGUCCUUGCUGAAACAAAAAUUCACAUAUUAGGGUCCUUCCAAAAUAUCAAGAUUGCAAGAACUGCUAUUUGUAAUUUAAUUUUAGGGAGCCCACCUUCCAAGGUCUAUGGAAAUAUGAGAGCAGUGGCUAGCAGAUCAGCUGAGAGAUUUUAAUUGCUUCCCGCUAUGAAGACCUUGAAAGGAGAUUUAUUUUAUGGAAGAACACAGAAAAAUAACAACUGUGCUGGAGCAGACCAAGAAUUUUUCAAAGGGGGGGGGGGGGCACAUCUCCAAAGGAAAUAUGAACAUAAGUUGGGCCUAACUUUCUAGAUUUAGCUCCAAUGCGUUCCCAAAUGGGUUCCCUAAAGAUCUGUCACUGCUUUUGCAAAGGAUUAGUGGACCUUCAAGCCUAAUUACUAGACCUAUUUAGAAGUAUUUAGCUAAUGAUCCCCAACUAUUAUGUAUCGGUAAUAUGAUAUGCAUGUGUGGCAGGACAAGGGCCUAAAUAUCGACAAGCAUAUAGUAGACCUUAGUGGUCAGUACUGGGGCCCAUCACAUAUGCUCAUUUUAAAUUGGGCUCUUCUCAGGACUGUACAUUCUAAUACAAUACUUUUUUGACAGCAAGUGUAAAUAAUGCUAAAAGCAAAACUGAUUUUAUCGUAUAAUAAUGUUCCUAUUUAAUUUGAAUUAAAUGUAGUAAGACAGGUGCGUACAUGGGGGUGCACAGGGUGCGUGCACGCCCCCCCCCCCGGCUGCCAAAAAGUGGGUAAUUUUGUAUAAAGGAAUCUUCAAAUACUAGGCUUUUUCAAUAAGAUACCCGACUGCGCCCUCAGCCAAUCCUGUGUACGCGUCUGAUGCACUGAAUAGUUUUGUUAUCUAUAUAGUGGAUUCUCUGAGUUAUCCAAGUGCAAGCUCAUAAACGUAUAGUAGAAAA